Molecule: messenger RNA, 2465 nt
Organism: Cucurbita maxima (winter squash)
Lineage: Eukaryota; Viridiplantae; Streptophyta; Magnoliopsida; Cucurbitales; Cucurbitaceae
Product: AFG1-like ATPase
Exons: 14
Coding region: 265-2082 (605 amino acids)
Cellular component (GO): cytoplasm; mitochondrion
Molecular function (GO): ATP hydrolysis activity; ATP binding
Source: RefSeq, a predicted model, not a curated record
UGUCCUAUUAAGGACCGUACGAUUUAUUUCUAUCCAACGGUGAUAUUUCUAUCCACGUCAUCUUCGCGCGGUAAUUACCCUGUUGCCAACACGUGGCUGGUUAGCGGGAAGAACAAGUCGCUACUUUCCAUUUUCGUUGCAGUUUGCAGUUUUGGUGCAUCAACGAUUACGCGCUCUCGGUUCUGGAAAUUGCAACGCUUUCUUCUUGCAGAAACUACACGCUAUACUUCGAGACGAAGAAGGAGAAGAAAUUGUGGUUCGGAGAUGAAAAGAGGAACUUCGACUUCAACAAUUUAUUCGCUAUUGUCGCUGAGGUUCACUCGUCAACAAUCUUCGAAGCUCGGCGUUGAUCCGCUUAGUGUUCGAUUCCUCUCUUCGUCUGCGAAGUCUCCAGGGCUAUUAAACCAGUAUAAGCAUCUAGUUGAGCGAGGGGAGCUACAGCAUGAUCCUUUUCAAGAGAGAGUGGCUUCCGAAUUGGAGAGUUUGCUUGGAAGAUUGGAGCAAUAUGAAAGGGAUAUGGAAGAGUAUCAUGUAAAACUAGCUAAUUGGAAGCAGAAUAGGGAGAACGAGAGGCGCAGACUUUUAAUGGAGGAAGCUGAGUCUAAACAACCGGGAGAUGUAUGGACCUCAGUAAACAAGCGCCGAAGCAAACUUGCUGAAACACUGAUGUUUCGGAAAUCUUCUGAAAAUAUUGAACCUGGAGUUGGUAAGUGGGUUUCAUACCUUAACCGAGAGAGGAAGUUGGAUUCACUUGUAGGUCGUUGUCCUUCUGCUCCACAUGCUCCUAGAGGACUGUACAUAUAUGGCAAUGUUGGAAGUGGGAAGACUAUGCUCAUGGAUAUGUUUUACAAUGCUACUGAAGGAAUUGUUAAACAUCGUCAAAGGUACCAUUUCCAUGAGGCUAUGCUUAAAAUUAAUGAAGAUAUGCACAAGAUAUGGAAAAAUCAAGUGAGGGAGAAAUCUUCACAAUCAAGCAUCUCGAGUUGGAUUAUGAAUCUCCCUUUUGAUACAAAAGUGAAGGAGUGGGUUGCAGCAGAAGAAAAAUACAAGCAAGAGGUACAGAUGAAAAACAUUCUUCCUGCUGUUGCUGAUAAAUUUCUGGUUGAUCAACAAGCAGGUCAAGUAGGAGCUAGCAUUCUUUGCUUCGAUGAGAUACAGACAGUUGAUGUAUUUGCUAUUGUAGCCUUAUCUGGAAUUGUAAGCAGAUUGUUAAGUACUGGAACAGUUCUUGUAGCCACCAGCAAUCGAGCUCCAAAGGACUUGAACCAGGAUGGCAUGCAGAAGGAUAUCUUCCAAAAGUUUGUCACUAAACUGGAGGAGCAUUGUGCAUUUGUUCUUAUUGGCAGUGAGAUUGAUUACCGGCGCUUUAUAGCCCAAAGGUCUUUUGACCAGAUGCAUUAUUUCUGGCCUUCAGAUUGCACUUCAGUGGGAAAAUUUGAAAAGAUGUGGGUCGAAAUCACCAGCCAAUUGGGAGGACAAAUCACCUCUGAGACUAUUCCUGUGAUGUUUGGGAGAAAAUUGGAGGUGUCAGAAAGCUGCAACGGAGUGGCACGAUUUGCAUUUGAUUUUCUCUGUGGUCAACCGGUAGGUGCUGCAGAUUAUAUUGCCCUAGCCAAAAACUAUCACACUGUCUUCAUAUCUGACAUCCCAACGAUGAGCAUGCGCAUUCGUGACAAGGCCCGGCGGUUCAUCACUCUCAUUGAUGAGUUAUACAAUCACCAUUGCUGCCUAUUUUGCUUGGCAGCUACAUCAAUUGAGGACUUAUUCCAGGGCACGGAAGAGGGUGCUCUUUUUGAUUUGGAGAGUUUUCAGUUUGAAACAGAGGCAGAAGGGGGAAAGCUUCGUCGAAACGUCCUAGUGGAGGGCAAUGUAGGAUCAGUAGGUGCUCCAACUGCAAUUGUGUCAAUGCUAUCUGGUCAAGAAGAGAUGUUUGCAUUCCGUCGAGCUGUUUCUCGAUUGAUUGAGAUGCAAACACCUUUAUACUUGAAGGGAGUGCGAAACCUUCAUCCCUAUUUCCAAAGACGAGAACCAGCAUCAUUAGUUGAUUCAGCAGCCAGGUUCCAAUUUCAGCAAUCAUCAUGACUUUAUAAGGUACUCGUCCACUGCUAAAAUUCUCUCUCAUGUGGGAUAAGUAGGGGGAAGAGAGAGAUCGCGCUCAGAAAUAUCUAUCUAUCUAUCUAUAUUUAAUUCUCUAGAGCUGAACUAUUCUAUUGCAUUUUGAGGCCUGUUAUAAUAACUGAACAGAACAAUAUAAGGGAAUUCAAAAUUAAAAAAAUCACAUUAGGUAGUAUUAAAAAGAAGAUAAUAACUUCAUAAACUUUAAAGAAUGCUCACUGCAAUCAUUCCCCUCUUCCUACUCAUUCAUAAUGUUAUAUCUUUUCACCUCUAGUCAAUUGAUUAUGUAUUGAGCUAAACCUGCUAACUUCUUUGUCUUUAAUACCCAAGUUAAAAGAUUCUUGGUAAGA